Messenger RNA from Monomorium pharaonis (pharaoh ant), 946 nucleotides. RefSeq lists its product as uncharacterized. The transcript is spliced from 2 exons. The coding region runs from base 232 to 690 and encodes 152 amino acids. The record is from RefSeq and is a predicted model, not a curated record. NCBI's taxonomy places the organism in Eukaryota, Metazoa, Arthropoda, Insecta, Hymenoptera, Formicidae.
GAGUGUGCUCGGUGGUCGGGCUUGCUUGGACUCGGAAUUGCAGCACAGAUUUGAUGCACAGCGAUUUGGAACUUCUGUGACUUUGGCUGUGUUUCCAAAUUGCCAUCAGUACUGAAAAUUUAUAGUGUACGUAACGGAAACUCAAGAUUUUCAGUACUGACAGCAAUUUUGAAACAGCUUUUAUUUUGGGACGCUUCUACGUCCAACGUGAACGUUGAACUACGUGGCCAAAUGUCUACAAAUUUUAUAGGAAAAAAAAGGAGAGAAGAAGGUAGGCGACUAGACGAAUGUUCCAACAACAUUGCGGUGGCGAUGGAGUUUCCAGAGUUCCGACGCGUUUGUGCGACGCUGCACCUGGGUCAUCUCGGCGUCGGAGCGGCCUAUCCGGGGAUCCUGCUUUUACGCGGACACUUUAUGCCCCCGAUUGCGGGCGACACCGGAACGCUCUCAACUACACUCGGCGACCAUCCAGAAUCCUUUUCCGAUCGCAAAACAACAACGGAGAGAAGAGCGCGAUUUAAUUUAAGGAGACCCUACGAAGCCGCUGCACGGCGCGGCGCGUUUCCAUUCUCUCCCCGGAGUUCGGCGGCACGUUUCAAUAAUCGUGGGCACGACAACGACGACGAGCUUUCUCGUAAACCAGAUCUAUCGCCGCGGAGCGACAAAUCUUAUCGGGACGAAGGAGAGUAACACAUACGGUAACGCAAUAUUUUCAAAUACCACGCGCGCGGCAUUUGCUCUUGAUCACCACUGCGUCGGAAAUUUUCGCCUAAGAAAAUUUCAUCAUCUACUUUUCUUCAUCUACUUCUUCUUGUGAAUGCAUACUUGAUAAAUAUAUGUAUUAUUGCUUUAGAUCUGCGCGCACGUAGAAAUUCUAUAUUAAUUUUCUUGCCAAGAAAAGUGAUUGCUCAAUUUAUUUUCUUUCUCUUUCUUAUAGGUAACAGUU